UCAGUGCGGAUGUCGUUCGUUCAGACGUUGGCUUCGGUUCAGUUUUGAAGUCACGUCUUCGCGAGAUUUCGAAGCCUGGCAAAUACUCUUGAUAAAAAGUUCAUCAAAGUGCAGUUCGUGUUCAAGAACUAGACCCAAGUUCAAGUGACACAAGUGUAUUCUGAAUUAAGAAAUUAAGGCAUAUUUGUGCAUAGUUCGUGUUAUUGUUGUUGCGUGCUGUCUUGGGUCUGCAAGCCCGCCCGUAACAUAUUUUUCAUUUAUUGGCAGCCCGUAACUCAUUUGAAUAUUUUUGCAACAACAGCCAACUAGAUUAGAGUGUGUGCGUGUGUGCCAUGAUUAACAACAGCCUGCCGCAGGAGGCGUGAUGUGAACUGACAUUUUUCGUAAUUUUUCGAUUUACAUGCCGUUGCACAUUUAGUAAUCAACAUACCAAGUAGCUUGUGGUCGUAAUAAACUCAACAAAUAGACUUGUGUCACCAUAGCAAAGAUGCUGGUGAAGUGGCUGCUGUUCAGCCUGUGCAUAAUGCCGGCCAUGUUCAGCAAUACGAGCAGGAAGUGCCCCGUAGAAUGCAGCUGUAGCAUUGACGAUUCGGAUCGUUAUCAGGCCAUCUGCACAAAAGGCGGGCUAAGCUCUUUAUCCGCCAAUCAGCUGGACAUUGAUGUCAAGGUAAUUAUUAUACGUGGACCACGAAACACCAUAACGAUUGGUCCAGCAUUGCGUCAGUUUAUGCAGCUGCAAGUGCUACGCAUCACCGAUUCGAAUCUGCCGGCGAUCGGGGCCGAGUCCUUUUGGGGCCUUAAAUAUCUGCGCAUAUUAGAUCUAUCGAAGAAUAACAUAACAAACAUUACGGAGAAUAACUUUCGCGGUCAGGAUAAUCUGCAUGAAUUGGAUUUAUCAAAAAAUAAAAUUUUACGAAUGGCCAGCUCAACGUUUCGUCAUCUGAUGGAUCUGCGACGUCUUAAUUUGGCUGACAACUCAAUUGUGGAGCUCGUGCAGCGCAACUUCUUCAUGCUGACUAGACUCAAGUACCUGGACUUGAGCGGAAAUCCGCUUCAGGAUUUACAGCCGGAUGUCUUUCGCGAUGUGCCCGAGCUGAAAGUACUCAAAUGCCGCAAUUGUCAACUGAAAAAAAUCAAUCCGCAAUUGUACAAUUUAUUGCCGCUUUUAAGCGAAUUGGAUUUGGGACGCAACGAGUUCAAAUUCCUUGACAAGGAUGAAUUUCGCGACGUGAAGCGUCUCACAAAAGUUUUACUCGACGGCAAUCAAUUGUCUGUGGCCGUGGACCAACUCUUUCGCAUGCAGAAAAGUCUUAAUCACUUGGAUUUAUCGUACAAUCGCUUGGCCAAAGUGCCAAACGAUUCGUUCUUGCAGCUGACCAAUCUAACAUUUCUGGAUCUCUCCUACAACAAGCUGGUGCGUCUGGAGCCGCAGUCCGUGCGCAGUCUGAGCAACUUGAGGGUGCUUAACAUAAGCGGAAAUGUUCUCAUGGACUUAAGGGAUAUGCAUGAGACAUUCGCGCUGAUACCGGAGCUAACGCAUUUGGCCAUUGCGGAUAUGGGUCAGCUGCCUGUGGGUUUGUUAUCGCCUUUCCGACAAUUGCGUUAUUUGAAUAUCUCGGGUAAUUCAUUGGAUAACAUGGCAUUGCAAGUUAUCGAUUCGUGCCGUGAGCUUGAGUUUUUGGACUUAUCGCGAAAUCAAUUAUACGGCAUCAAUGCGGACACGGCGCUGCGGAUUCAGGGUAUACGCAAUGUGCGACUGGAUAACAAUCCGUUGAUAUGCGAUGAAUGUCACAUGGGGAAAUUAAUAAAUGUCGUGCGGCAACUGCAAUGGAAAUGGGAUACAUAUCCCAUUUGCUUUCUGCCAAAAAGUUUACGUGGCGCUGAAAUAAUUAAUUUGGACAUUGGCGGGCUGCACACGUGUCUCGAUUACAUCAGCGACGAGGAACAGAAUGCGGCAAGCACUUCAUAUAACUUUCUUGAACAUGGUGGUCUUAAUACCCUUGCUAUUUUGGGUGGCAUCAUAUUUGUGCUAAUUGCCGUCAUAAUAUUAUCACUUGUGGCCUGUUUCUCCAAGAAUCGCGCACGCUACUAUACCAGAGAGGAUCACCUGAAUGGCAGCGAUAGCAAGUGUUUGGAAAAAAAUUUGGAAGCAACCACAAUAACAACGCUGGGCAAUGGCAGCUCACCGACAACAACAACGACACUAACGCUAGCCACGUCGCCGGCGGCAGCAACAGCAACGCCAACAACAAAUGGCACAACAAAUGGUCACAUUCAGAGUCCGGCGAAUGGCAGCACGCCGUCUCAUGUGGGAGCCGCCGUACACAAUGCGGAUGCUGGCGGCAAGGAAAUUAACUUUACCUUUCCCAUUGACGAUCGCGUUUGCACCAUUGAUGAGCUUGUAUUGCCGCCAGCGCCGCCGCCGCCGGUCGUCGCCCAAAUCCAUCAGCAUCCGAGCAUGGGCAGUCUGAUGUACAGCGUAUCGCACUCGCCAAACAGCAGCUGUGCGACUGGAACAGCGACGGCGCGGGCUGCGGCAUCGGCUGCCGCAACGGUCAUUCCUCCUGGCGCGCCAUCGCCGAUGCCGAUGCCAAUGUCUGGACCCGCUGAAUCUGUGGUUGUCGUGCUGCCACCACCGCCGCCGCAGCAGCAACAGCAGAUGGGCAGCCUGGCCAGCCUGCGCGAGGUGCAGCAGCAGCUGGUGCAUUUGAGCAGCACGCUCGAGCCGCUGGUCAGCGUUAACUGACCCAGGGGCUUGGCAGCAGCAGCAGCAGCAGCCUCGGCCUCAACCGCAGCAUCAGCGGGUAAGUUUGCCAAGCAAACGAUGAGCACGACACCGACGUAAGCCGCAGGAGAGUUGCCCGGUUGCAUAGCCACAGCCAUGGCCAGCGUGUGGCAUGGUUGGCAGCUUUUGGCCGAUCGGCAAACGGGUCGUAUAAUUAAUGACAGUGCGCUGGGCAUUGCUUUUUGGGGUCAAAUUGAAGUAAAGUAAUUAGGAUUUGAGUUUGUAAUUAAGUUCAUUAAUCAUUGGCGCGCAUGUGUUGCGCUCUCCCGCUCACUACCCCGGGCAAAAACAAAUGCAUGCCGAGUUUGACAGAGCCUUGCAACAAUUUAUUUAAAAUAAGCAUACAUCAAUUAAGAUAAUGGGAAUUUAGGUAGUGUACAAUUCAUUUGGGCUCAUUGAAAUUUUCAAGCGUAUUUUAUCGCAAGCAUUUUCAUACAUAUAUACUGCCAUUUUCCGGUUAAUGAAAACAUUACGCAUACGCAGCGUAUUACCAGCGUUUCAUUAAAAUAUUUGUAGUUUGGUUUUGAUAAUUAUUUUUAUAACAUAUAACUCUGCAUCUGUGUGUAUAUAAAAUUGUGGACAGCAUUGUGCACACUAAUAAUAAAAAAAAAAACAAUAAAAAAUUAAAUACACAUUUCACAUGUGAUAAAAUUAAAUUUUGUAUAUAUAAAUUAAAUAAUGAAAAGAAGCUAAACGGAAUUCCGUUUUAAUAGAGAAAGGCAACUGAAAAUAAAUAUUGUAUAUUUGGCGUAAGCGAUUCAAAAUUGGGAAGCCGCUGUUUUGUUAAGGUUAAAAUUAAAAGAAAAAUAAAAACAAAAGCUAAAAUUAAAUUAUAAUCUUAAGCCUAAGGUAUAUAAAAUUAGCACGUAGCUAGUUCCAUAGAUUUUAAACACACAUAAAUUAAAAUCAUUUAAAUAUAAGUCAUAUAAAAAUUAAAUAAUAUUAAUAUAAAAAAAAAAAAAAACAAUCAUUUAAAUGCUCACAACUCAAACCCAACCAGUCAACCCAAACGAUUUUUUUUAAUUUAACUAAACUUAAACAAAAAGAAAGCGGCAAUUCUGUGCAUUGUAUUUAAACUUUUUUAACAGCCACUAAAAUUGUAUUUAUGUUCAGCAACAAAACAGUUUAAGCACUAAAUCAGUAAUAAAGUGUGACAGUUUAUGGAAAAUACUAAAUGGAAGAAAAUAAAAAUGAGAUACCUUUAAUUUAUUGUAAAACAAUUUUAACAGCUACGUGUCGCGCUUAC
Molecule: messenger RNA, 4031 nt
Organism: Drosophila montana
Lineage: Eukaryota; Metazoa; Arthropoda; Insecta; Diptera; Drosophilidae
Gene: rdo
Product: reduced ocelli
Exons: 15
Coding region: 488-2746 (752 amino acids)
Cellular component (GO): plasma membrane
Molecular function (GO): protein binding
Source: RefSeq, a predicted model, not a curated record